This is a messenger RNA of Xenia sp. Carnegie-2017, 1402 nucleotides long. Its product is annotated as UDP-galactose transporter senju-like. The transcript has 5 exons. The record is from RefSeq and is a predicted model, not a curated record. The coding region runs from base 117 to 1136 and encodes 339 amino acids. Gene Ontology annotation, molecular function: UDP-galactose transmembrane transporter activity. Gene Ontology annotation, biological process: pyrimidine nucleotide-sugar transmembrane transport. Gene Ontology annotation, cellular component: Golgi membrane. Lineage: Eukaryota; Metazoa; Cnidaria; Anthozoa; Malacalcyonacea; Xeniidae.
GACGUUUUUAUACACAAAAGAAAUUUGUGCUUGUACGUGUACUUUAUGUAUAUUUCGUAGCUUUACACUUUCACUUUUCGAAAUUGGCCUUUGAUGAUUAGACGUAGCUUACGGCAAUGGAUAACUCCAACAAAUUGUUUCCCACUCGUUUGCAUCUUGUCAUUUUCAUCACUUAUAUUUCGCUGUUUGUUUGUCAAGGUUUACUAGUUACUGCUUCCCGUGAUGAAAACGAUGAGUAUCCUUACAAUAAGACGACCGUGGUCAUUUUGGUGGAGUUUGGAAAAUUACUUUUUAUUCUUACCUUGCAAUUGAAACAAUCGUCUCUAUCAGAUUUUGUAACUCAAAUAUCAAGCAAUAUUAAAAUGUUAGGAUUCUACAUGAUUCCAGCUGUAUUAUACAGCGUGUACAACAAUCUCUUUUUUAUCAACUUGCGAGCUUAUGGUCCAACGUCCUAUUGGUUACUUCUACAGUUUCGUGUUGUUAUAACUGGCAUAGUGUAUCAGGUAUUGUUCAGCAAACAGUUAUCUCUGAAACAAUGGUUUUCUCUGGGCUUGCUGACCUUUGGCUGCAUAGUUCAACAUAUCGGACAAAGUUCAUCAGCUACAGACUCAUUUCAUUUCAAAAUAGACAAGUACCUUAUGCUUAUGCUUGUUCAGAUUCUUAGUUCUUGCUUUGCCAGUGUUUAUAAUGAGUACUUACUGAAAGGAAAGGCUGGUGAUGUGCCAUUUCUUAUUCAAAGCUUCUUCAUGUAUCUGGAUUCAAUCAUAUGUGGGUUAUGUUAUAUGUACUUUAACGGAACUUUUUCCAAAGCUAUUAGUCCUGAAGGAAUUACUGCUGUAAAGCAACCAAUAGUGGUUGCUAUCAUUGUAAACAACAUCAUUGCUGGCAUAGUCACUGCUCUUCUACUUAAGAAACUGAACUCAAUUCUAAAGCAGUUUGCUGCAUCAUUGGAAAUCAUUCUCACAGCUAUAUUUGUAUGGCUUCUGUUUGGUAAGGCUAUAACAUCUUAUACAUUCCUGGCUAUUUUAAUUGUAUGUUCUUCAAUAUACGUAUACUCAACAAGUCCUAUAGAAAACUCUGUGCAGACUUCAAGUGAGCCGACAAGUUCUGGUAGCAAAAGAGAAGAACAUGUGUAAAUUAAUUUUAUGUUAGAUCUUUAAAGGAAUCUCAGUUUGAUUUAUUGUUUGGGUGAUUAAACAAUUUUGACAGAUGAGUAAACCUGAAAUGCAAUAUCUUGCAUGUACUUAAGACCCUGGUAGUGUAUACUACAUAAUCCUGGGUAUUUAAUUUGAGAACAACUUUUUGUAUGAUAAAAAGUCUGAAUUUUCUAUAAAGAAAGAAUAAUACCAAUUGAAAAUAUAAUAUUUUUUUUUAAUCUACUAAAAACAACCUUCCUACACAA